AGACAUACCAGUCACACUCGCAUGCACACAAUCUAAGCCUAGCUUUGCUAAACGUCUAUUAAAAUACUAAAUCCUGCUGUCCAUCACCAGACUUCAGAGAGCGAUGGAUUCAUCCGGCAUUUCAGUCAUGGCUUCAACUUUUGCCCGUCUGGAUUGCGGGAUCGACAUUCGCACUUGCAACUUUGUUGUGGUCGGCUGCUUUUAUGUGCUGUUUUUCCCUGCCCUACUGCUAAACACAAUGGCAGCCUGGAUCUCCUGGAACAUCAACACCAAAUCCUCCUUCGUCGUGUACCUGAAGAACCUGGUUGCAGCCGACCUUCUCAUGACUUUGAUCAUCCCCGUUGCAGCAUCUGAUUUGUUGCCUUGGUCACCACGAGGACUGCGGUCGUUUAACUGCCAAUUUGGACGUGUGCUUUUCUACCUCUGCAUGUACGUCAGCAUUAUCCUGAUGGGGGUCAUCAGCCUGGACCGUUUCUUCAAGAUCGUACAGCCAGGUGGGAAACGUCUUGGCCACAGUGUGUUAUUUGGGAGGUUGGUUUCUGCUGGCAUCUGGAUAGUGCUGAUCAGUAUCAAUGCUGUUCCCACUAUGGUACUCACCAAUAAAACACCUGGGAAUGACACUGCAGAACUAUGUAUGGCCAUGAAAGACGAUGUGGGUAAACGCUACCACCAGGUGGUAAUUAUGGUAUGCAAUGCGAUUUUCUUUAUUGUGUUGAUCGUAAUCGCAUUUUGUUACAUGUGCAUUGCCAAACGAGUAAUCGAAUCGUACCGUAACUCAGGGAGCACGAAUGCAAAGGGGAAAAGGAAAAUCAAAGCCCGGGUGUUCAUCGUUCUGGUGGUGUUCCUGGUGUGUUUUGCUCCCUACCACAUCACACGCCUUCUCUACAUCCCUCAACAGGUGAAGAACAGGAUCAACUGCCAGUGGGCAUCUCUGAGAGUGGCUAAAGACAUCACUCUGUGGCUGGCCACCACCAAUGUCUGUCUGGACCCCCUCAUCUAUUUCUUGUUGUGCAAAGCCUUUCGGGUGAAGUUGUUUCAGCUCAAGAUAUUUUCUCACCAUUUUUCGACCUCAACCUUCCAAAGCACUGAUGAUACGAGUCUUUAAAGCACUAAUGAUGCAAGUCUUUAAAUUGAUUAAGUCCCUAACUCCCUGUAGCAGCCUGCUUGAGCAAUUGCUUUGACUUUAAGUCCCUCAGUCAGCAAUUUGGGACCUUGUUUUAAGAACUGAAACUAACAGCUCACAAUGAGGAUGUACCAUAUUUAAGCCUGUGUUUGC
Engraulis encrasicolus (European anchovy) is the source of this 1276-nucleotide messenger RNA. RefSeq names its product P2Y purinoceptor 13-like. Lineage: Eukaryota; Metazoa; Chordata; Actinopteri; Clupeiformes; Engraulidae. Gene Ontology annotation, biological process: negative regulation of adenylate cyclase activity; G protein-coupled receptor signaling pathway. The transcript is spliced from 2 exons. Gene Ontology annotation, molecular function: G protein-coupled purinergic nucleotide receptor activity. The coding region runs from base 104 to 1105 and encodes 333 amino acids. Gene Ontology annotation, cellular component: membrane. The record is from RefSeq and is a predicted model, not a curated record.